GGCCAUGGGCCCACGCGGCCGCGAGCGCCGGGCUGGGGCGGUGCAGAGUACGAACGACAGCAGCUCACUCAGCAAGUGCUCCCUCGCGGCGCACGGCUACGUGCGCGAUCCCUUCGCGGCGCUGCUGGUCGCCGGCGCCCCGCGGCGCGCGCCGCUCAUCCACCGCGGCUACUACGUGCGCGCGCGGGCCGUGAGGCACUGUGUGCGCGCUUUCCUGGAGCGCGCUCCCGCCGAGGACGGCGGGCCGCGCCGGCAGAUCCUAUCGCUGGGCGCGGGGUCCGACUCGCUGUACUUCCGCCUCAAAGCCGCGGGCCGCCUGGCCCGGGCCGCCGUGUGGGAAGUGGACUUCCCGGACGUGGCCGAGCGUAAGGCGGCGAAGAUUCGCGCCGCGCCGGAGCUGGCCGCGUUGGCUGGGCCGCCCCUGACUGCGGCGGACCUGGGCCUCGGUCCCAACGCGGCGCUGCGCUUCGCCAGCCAGGACUACCGCCUCCUGGGCAGCGACCUGCGCGACGUGCCGGCGCUGAACGACGCCCUGGAGGCGUCCGGCCUGGACGUCGGGGCGCCCACGCUGCUGUUAGCCGAGGCCGUACUCUCGUACCUGGCGCCGGGCAGCGCCGCGGCCCUGCUGGCGUGGGCAGCGGGCCGCUUCACCGACGCCCUCUUCGUGCUCUACGAGCAGAUGGGGCCCCACGACCCCUUCGGCCGGGUCAUGCAGCAGCACUUCCAGCGCCUGAGCUCACCUCUGCACGGGCUGGCCAGCUUCCCCGACGUGGCGGCCCAGCGGCGGCGCUUCCUCGACGCGGGCUGGGGCGCCUGCAGCGCGCUGGACAUGAACGAGUUCUACCGCGGCUUCGUCCCUGCCGUGGAGCGGAGGCGCGUGGAGACGCUCGAACCCUUCGACGAGUUUGAGGAGUGGCACCUCAAGUGCUCCCACUAUUUCAUCUUGGCCGCCUCCACCGCCGGCUCUCCGACCCAGGCCAUGCCGCUUCCGCCCGUGGACGCUUUUCCUCGGGUGGAGCCAGCCCCUCCGGCUGGCGUCUUGUCUGCCAGUAUAUUAGGGGAGGGCGAGGCCUGUGCCUUGAAGCGGUUUGGCCAUGCCUCAGCCCUUCUGGGCCCCAGUGUCAUCCUCAGCACAGGGGGCUUUGGUGAGCAGGAGGGGCGACAUGCAAGGAUGAGCAAGUGUCAUGUGCUGUUCAGACAAGCCGGCUCUAGGUGGAAUGCAAGCCACGUGUGUGGGACUGGAGCACGAUGGGAUGGACGCCUCUUCCACACUAUGACAUCCUUCUCAGAUACUCUGGUUCUUGUGCUGGGUGGGAGACUGUCCCCAGUGACUCCCGCCCUGGGGAUGUACUGGCUCUGCUGCCCCUCCCCAGAGGGAAAUGGUGCUGACAACCUAAAGGUGACCGUCACAGAAGUUGGCCCAGAAUCAGAGUUCCCCUCUCCACGAUGGCGACACUCAGCUGCUAAAGUCCUUUGUCAAAGGCAGACGUACUUGUUUGUGUAUGGAGGGCGCAAUGGGAAGGAUCCUGUGCUAAGUGACUGGCUUUUUCUACACGUGGACACAAUGACGUGGGUCAGUUUACCAGUAGAAGGGCCAGAACCUGAUGCUCGACACUCUCAUAGUGCCUGCAGUUGGAAGGGAGGAGCCCUCAUUGCAGGAGGCCUGAGUGUUUCAGAGGAACCACUGAGCUCCGUACACUUCCUGAAACCAGUCUCUAGUGGAUUUUGUUGGGAAAGGUUGGAGGUCCAGCCUCCUAUCACCCCAAGAUAUUCUCACACAGCCCAUGUGUUUGAUGGAAAGCUGCUGCUGGUAGGAGGGGUCUGGAUUCAUUCCUCCUCUGUUCCUGGAGUGACAGUAAUUGACCUGACCACAAAACUGAGCUCUGAAUACCAUAUUGACACGACCUGUGUUCCAUGGCCUCUAAUGCUGCACAACCAUACCAGCAUCUUCCUACCAGAAGAGCAACAACUCCUCCUUCUUGGAGGUGGUGGGAACUGCUUUUCUUUUGGUACCCACUUUAAUCCCCACCCAGUCACUUUGGAUAUCACUUCUUUGAAGCCUAAGCAAUGAUUGCUACGGUUCACAUAGUAAAUAGGUUGAUUUGGUGUGAAAUGUCCAAAAUUAGGAAGCUGAUCUUCCAUCCCCUGAAAUGGUGUGGAGAUUUUCUCUGAGAGAAACAGACCAUCAAGGAUCCCUUGUGUAGAAAAUCACAGAUAGGAUAGUUAAAUUAUGACAACAAAUGAGGCCGUGUAAGAGACUAUGGAAGGGUACCUGGGAUUGUAGGUGAAUAAGACAACCACAUACCACUCAUUCUUGCAAAAAACCAAACCAUUAGUCUGAAGCACAAAUGGAGCAGCCUGAAAAAACGGCUUGAACAAGAACAGGGGAAUAAUUCCCAAGAAAACUUGCAAAUCUACAUUUGCAAAGUUGUCGUUUCAGUCUGUGUUUUAUCAUUUAGUUUUGUCUCUGUGUAAUCGGUUUAGGUUACAGAUUUCCAGUUAGCUUGUUUCUUUAAGUUUGAUUUUGUUGUUAAAAUAAGUUUAUUAAUUUUUUUAUGUAUUCAUAAUUUGUCCCUCCCACUAUACCUCCCCCCCACCCCAUGAAAACCAAAACCGUUAUCGUAAACAUAUAUAGUAAAGCAAAACAAAUUCUCACUUUGGCCAUGCUCCAAAAUAUGUUUCAGCAUUUUAAGUUCAUCAUCUCUGGCAGGAGGCAAGUGUCAUCUUUAGUCUCCUGAACUCAUGGUUUAUAAUUGCAUUGAUCAAAGUCUAAAGCCUUUAAUCAAAUUGUUUUUCUCUACAGUUUUGUCCUAUAAAUUGUUCAUUUUCUCACUUCACUCUGUCAAUUCGUUGAAGUCUUCCCAGUUUACUCUGAAGUUGUCAUUUCUUAUGGCAUGAUAAUAUUCCACUGUGUUUAUACAUCAUAAUUUGUUUCACCACUCCCCAAUAAGACAGCUACUUAGUUUCCAAUUUGGGGCUACUAUGAAAAGAGCUGCUAAGAUAUUUUUGUACGUAUAGGUCCCUUUCCUCUUCCUUUGUUCUCUUUGAGUUAUAGGCCUAGUGGCAUAUCUGGGUUCAGUUUAGUAACUUUUGGAGCUUAGAUCCAUGUUCAUUUUCCAGAAGGUUUGUACUAACUUGCAGUUCCACCAACAAUGCACCAGUGUCCCUGUUUUCCCUCAGUUGCUCCAAUAAUUGUCAUUUUCUCUUUGUUUUUGAUGGGUGCGAUAAAACCUCAAAGCAGCUUUAAUUGGCAUUUCUCUAUUUAGUGAUUUAAAACACUUGAUAUGAUAACUUGGAUUUCUUUCUUUGAAAACUUGUGUAUAUCCUUUGGGUAUCUCUUGGGGAUUAGG
Molecule: messenger RNA, 3350 nt
Organism: Vombatus ursinus (common wombat)
Lineage: Eukaryota; Metazoa; Chordata; Mammalia; Diprotodontia; Vombatidae
Gene: LCMT2
Product: leucine carboxyl methyltransferase 2
Exons: 1
Coding region: 5-2071 (688 amino acids)
Biological process (GO): wybutosine biosynthetic process; tRNA methylation
Molecular function (GO): protein binding; tRNA methyltransferase activity
Source: RefSeq, a predicted model, not a curated record